Molecule: messenger RNA, 510 nt
Organism: Caenorhabditis remanei
Lineage: Eukaryota; Metazoa; Nematoda; Chromadorea; Rhabditida; Rhabditidae
Exons: 5
Coding region: 1-510 (169 amino acids)
Source: RefSeq, a predicted model, not a curated record
AUGUCGAACUCCAGAUGGGAUGGAUAUCAACAAGCCACUCAGGCUCCUGCUCUCAAUCGUCAGUUUGACACCCAAUCAAACUUCCUCGCAGCCGACAGCUUCGUCCGAAGCGGACUCGUUGGACAACAAAUCAAUACAAUCGAUCCGUCGUUCUAUGACUGCAUUUAUGGAGUUGCCAACAGUGCGAACACGGUCAUCGAAAGAUGCUACAAAGACAUCGGAUGCUGCUCCGAUGGAUGUUGCAAGAAUGGAACUUGGCAUAAUCGUUACGGAUGGGCUGUUGCUCUGAUUGUCAUUUUCUGUAUUCUUGUCAUCGUUGCUUUCGUCAUUUGGCUCGUCGUCUGGCUCUUCAACCGUUCCAAAGACAAGCAACAAAAACGUGAACUCUAUGAGCAUUACGAGGAAAACAACUAUUCUGGACUUCCAACUCCACAGCCGACACCGACUCACUUCCCAGCCGAACAAUAUUCAUACGAUCCGGCAAGAGACCGUGAUAACUACCGAUAUUAA